AUGGCGAAGGAAGAAGCUCCAAUCUAUGUAGUAAUCUCAGAUCAGGCUCCGGCAAGAACAAGAGCAAAUGGGCCUAUUGGUUUAUGGAAGAGGGUGUUUUAUAUUCUCAUCUGCUGGCGGGCGGAUGGUUUCCAAUACAAAGCAUCGACAAGUACGAUAUGGGCGGCACGCGGAACCGACAACUCAUCUGGCUCGACUCCGUUGCCGUCAGUUUUAGACGCUUUCCCUCCGUCAGCGUCCCUCCCCCCAUAA
This is a messenger RNA of Arabis nemorensis, 252 nucleotides long. Lineage: Eukaryota; Viridiplantae; Streptophyta; Magnoliopsida; Brassicales; Brassicaceae. The record is from the annotation of a GenBank genome assembly.